This is a messenger RNA of Colletotrichum navitas, 663 nucleotides long. RefSeq lists its product as uncharacterized. Bases 1 to 663 code for a protein of 220 amino acids. The record is from RefSeq and is a predicted model, not a curated record. NCBI's taxonomy places the organism in Eukaryota, Fungi, Ascomycota, Sordariomycetes, Glomerellales, Glomerellaceae. The transcript is spliced from 2 exons.
AUGACGCAAUCCGGCGACACGUUGAAGCAAGCCGCUGCCUGCCUCUCCAGGAUUCUCGGGGAGAACGGAAUUGAGCAUGCUUUCAUUGGAGGAUUUGCGUUGCGCAUGCUUGGCCAUGACCGCGAUACUGAGGACAUUGAUGUCGAGAUAGGCGUCACUGAUCCACAGGAGAUGCGCAGUCUCGUUACCCGAGUCUUAUGCGAUGCGGACUCGCGCUUCGUUACUUCUAACUUGAAGCUUUUCUUCGUCCCAGAUGGAAAUUGGGAAUUGCGCCUUCCGGUCGAGACUCUAGCGCUCGGUGCUCUCAACCUCCCCCGACAGCUUCCUGUCAUACGCCCUGGCGACGGGUCUGUCCCAGUUCUACUUCCCGGUGUGUUGAUCCUGACGAAGAUCAAACGCGCCACCCAGUACAUUGGCAGUACUCGCCCGCGGUCCAUUGCCAAGCUGGGUUUUGAUGUUCGCGACAUCAUCCAUCUUCUUCAUUGGCUGAGCGACCACGAGCAAAAGAUUGACUUCGCCGCCUACGACACCGCCUAUCCCGACAGACUUUACAAAGCCGUUCGCCAAAUACGCGAACAUUGGGUUGAGACAAACCAGCAUGGAAAUAUUGCAUUGCUUGACCGCGUCCUGGAGGAUGGUGACAAGACUGUCAUCAUGGAUUAA